Aspergillus tanneri is the source of this 186-nucleotide messenger RNA. Its product is annotated as acylphosphatase. NCBI's taxonomy places the organism in Eukaryota, Fungi, Ascomycota, Eurotiomycetes, Eurotiales, Aspergillaceae. The transcript has 2 exons. Bases 1 to 186 code for a protein of 61 amino acids. The record is from RefSeq and is a predicted model, not a curated record.
AUGACUGUUGAGGGUGAGGCUCAAGGGCCGGACGAGGCCAUCCAGGAACUCGUGAAAGAAAUCAACAACGGACCGCGACUCGCGCACGUCGUCAAAUUGGAAAAGAAAGAGAUUCCACCGCAAGAAGGAGAGGGUUUGUUCGGCGUAAAGCGGACGUCAGAGUCAACGUUUAAUGCCACAGGCUGA